AUGCUGACCGAGCCAAUACUAGCUGUCGCCGCUCGGGAUAUGACGGCGUUCGUCAUCGCCACCAUCCACCUCAACUUAUGUGUCGGCACGAUUGCGCGAUUCUCCCGCCAAAGACCUGAUCUCAAGGCCACACUUGAUGACCUUCUGAGUUUCAGGGCAUGUGGGGAGUUCAUGUUGACAGAAGUAGACCACGGUCUCGAUGCCCGAAAUCUGGAAACGACUGCGACGAUGGAAAGCGAUGGAUCCUUCAUCCUGGAUACGCCGACGGCGGGCGCCGCCAAAGCGAUGCCUCCCACGUCGCCGUUGGCAGGCAUCGCUCGCGUCGCCGUUGUUUUCGCUCGUCUGAUUGUGGAUGGUGACGACAGAGGGGUGAAGCCGUUCGUCGUGCGGAUCAGCGAUGUAGGAGGGAUGUGUGCCGGCGUUGUCUCGCGCGUUCUACCCGUACGACCUGGGACCAAGCCGCUCGACCACUCUAUCACGACGUUUCGCCACGUGCGGCUUCGCCCCGGAGCGCUUCUCGGGUCGGCGCUGCGGGCCGACAAUGCGCGAGAAGACUUUCUUGCCCAGAUCUGGAGAGUCUCUGUCGGCACGCUUUCUCUCUCCAUCAUGGGGGUAUCCGCCAUCAGGGUUGCCGGCUGCAUUGCUGCCAUGUACAGCCAGCGCCGGUUGGUUGGAGAUGUGCAAAAGCUGCCCAUCCUUCAGUUCAGCACGCAACAGCGGCCGAUCUUGAAAGCGCUGGCGCACGGGGAAGUCCUGCAUGCCUACGCAUUAUGGAGCGUUGGCGAGUUCAUGAACCCGAAACACGACGUGGACGUUCGCAGAGGGAUCGCCACGGUCUUCAAAGCGCUGGUGGUGCGGUCGUCCCGUCUGCUUUCUGAACUGGCAGAGCGAUGUGGCUGGCAGGGCUUGUACGCGUACAACCAGAUAAGCGAACUCGCGUCGACCUUCCAAGGAAACUCCGUGGCCGAGGGUGAUACUCUGGCGGCCGACCCGACGCUACCUCUUGCGCUGUAUGAGAAAGGCAUGUUUGAGGAGGCCGCCGGCAAGAUCACGCUCGCCUCUGGCGCAUCCGGCAGCCUGAGGGGCACAUUCUACAACAACAGCAUUCUCCCUCGAUGUAGGACGAUGGUAGAAGCCAUCGGGCAACGCAUGGCGCACGAGGCCGCGCAAGCGCAGGGCGACAUUGCGCCGCAGGUGCUCGAUCUAUUCGAGAAGUCUUGCAUUCAGGAGGACCUUAGUUGGUUUGUCGAACACGGCCAUGGAACCCGAUCUAGGUUGUGGGAUGACGAGGAACAAGCAUAUCGCAACCUGUUGCCCCUUCUACCCUCGUUGGUAGAGAGGGCGAACGCACGCGCCUACAUCACGGCCCCGUUGGUUGAUGGGACAGCAAUGAAGGGGUUCAUCAGGGCACUACCGGCGUUCGGCAACAGUGAGGAUGAUGUUCUGGCAGAGAGGGUUCUCAAGUCGAGACUUUGA
This is a messenger RNA of Colletotrichum spaethianum, 1476 nucleotides long. RefSeq names its product acyl-coenzyme A oxidase 2, peroxisomal. The coding region runs from base 1 to 1476 and encodes 491 amino acids. Gene Ontology annotation, biological process: lipid homeostasis; fatty acid beta-oxidation using acyl-CoA oxidase. Gene Ontology annotation, molecular function: FAD binding; acyl-CoA oxidase activity; fatty acid binding. Gene Ontology annotation, cellular component: peroxisome. The record is from RefSeq and is a predicted model, not a curated record. NCBI's taxonomy places the organism in Eukaryota, Fungi, Ascomycota, Sordariomycetes, Glomerellales, Glomerellaceae. The transcript has 2 exons.